UUUCGAAAUGGAAAGACUAAAAACAAGUUGUCAUUUCGACGAUAGCAUACACGUAUUAAUGAAAUAUAGAAACUUAGAAACUUUUAUAUGGAGAUUUUGACUAUGUUUUAGUCUUGAUACAAUUUCUUUUAUAAUUAUCUAAUCAUGACUUUCCAACACCCCUCCCCCACCAACAGCCUGCGAGAAGAGGUAUAUAUAAAUUCAUACACGGACUUCUAAUUAUCCAAAUUCUUAUCUUCUCUGCACUUAGCUUAAUUAAUUCUCUUUCUAAAAAAACAUAUUUGCAGCGAAAAGGGACUUAGGGAGAUGGGAAAUUGUCUGAAUAAACGGGGAUCGUCAUCCAUGGUGUGGGCUGCAGAAGAUGAUGAGGAUGAGUGGGAAUGGGAAUCGCAAGAAACGAAAGCUCAGAAGACUGGCAAUGGAAAUAGCAGCAGGUUGGUGGUAGGCGGCGGAGGUGACGAUAAAAACAGUAGCGCCGCCGCGCCGUCUACGUCGUUGAAGAUCACGAUCUCAAAGAAGCAGCUCGAGCAGCUGCUUGGGCUGGUGAGAAAAGGGGAGAAUAGCACUUGUAAUCAAGAGGAUCAAAUACUCUUAUCACGAUUGUUGGCGGAUUCCGGUAGUAGUACCGAUCAGCACGGCGGAGAUAUGGUGGUGCGCCAACGAUCAUGGAGGCCGCGUUUGCAAAGCAUUCCCGAACUCAAUUGAACAUAUUCAAUUCAUGUACAUUACAUACCUAUAGUCAUCGACGUGUAGGCUAAUUGCUUGAAUUGGUUGAUGAUGAAUCUGACUAUUAUUGGCGAGAUUGUCAUUUGUUAAUUAAUAGUCCAUCCAGGUUGUUGUAUCUAAUUUUAGCGCCAGAUUUAUGAGUAAUAUGAUUUUUUAAUGUAUGUUCGUGUUAAUCUUUCAAAUUCAUUGAGAUAUGCAAUGUCUAUCUAUGUCAAGUUGGAGUAUGAUAUCAAAGUAAGAUGAUGCCAA
This is a messenger RNA of Cuscuta epithymum, 975 nucleotides long. The record is from the annotation of a GenBank genome assembly. NCBI's taxonomy places the organism in Eukaryota, Viridiplantae, Streptophyta, Magnoliopsida, Solanales, Convolvulaceae.